CAUGCUUUUUAAGAUGGGUCCAAUUAAGGAAGUGAAACCAACAGCUACCAGCAUGUGUUGUCCAAUGGGUCAAGGAAGUGCAUGUACCAAUGGUGAACUGUCCCUCUCCAUGUACAUGGUGCUUGGUGGGAAACAACUUGGUUUUUAUUUGAUGGUCAGGUGCAUCUGCAGUAUGUUGGAGUAAUAAUGACAUCAGCUUUGUGCUCAAAUUCAUAUCAUUUUUUUGCAAGAGUGUUGCAUUGCUUAGACUGGUGAGAAGGUUUUAAAGAUGAUUCUCAAGUAACUAGACUAUGGCAGAACUACCUGCACCGACGGAGCUGCUGGUGCAGGUGCAGAAGGAUCCCAACCGGGAGGGUGAGACAGUGAUCCAGGUGGUACGGCAUGCAGAGGGACCACGGCCCACUGACGACGAGGACGACACGGGCGGGGAGGAGCCCGUCGCCCGCGAGCCGACUGAGAGCUCCAAGAAGAUCUACCUGCAGCGCUACCGCUCUGCCUGGGAGGAGGUGCCCGCAUUCCGCGACUGGCUGAUGCCCGUACCCGACGACCCGUUCUCCGCGGCCUGCGCCUCCUGCGAGUGCUCGAUGAAGGCCCACCGCCAGCUGCUGAUCGAGCACUGCAAGAGCAAAAAGCACCAGCGCCAACUGGGCCACCGCAAUCCGCUGUACACGCCCGGGCCGGCGGCACGGCGCGGCAAGAAGCGCGCGCCCGCCUCGUCGCCCACGCCCUACCGGCGGAUUAUGAAGCAGCUGAAGCCGGAGCGCGAUGAGCUCGAGGUAUCCUACAACGACUCGAGCCGCGUCACGUACGCCAUCGGACUGGGCGCACAGCGCGUCGGCUUCAUCGGCUCGGGGAGCGUGGCGCGCGCUAUCGCCAAGGGCAUGCUGGACAAGGGCCUGGUCGUACCAGCCAAGGUGAUGGUGAGUGCGCCCAGCGACCGCAACUUCGAGACCUGGAAGAAAUGGGGCUGCCGCACCACGAUCAGCAACGACAGCGUGAUCCGCACGUGCGAGAUUGUGUUCCUGGCAGUGAAGGCGUCGGUGCUGGAGCCGCUGGUGGCGGAGCUGGGUGUGAUUGGUGAGGACAAGUCGCGCUGCUUCAUCUCGCUGGUGUCGGGCGUGAGCCGCGAGCGCGUGGCCGCGCUGCUGGCCGGCCGGCGUGAGCUGCAGACCGAAAUGGCAGAGCUACACGUGGUGCGCUGCCAGCCGAGCACGCCGCUCAUGAUCGGCGAGGGCUGCUGCUCGUACUCGGCCGCCGCCGACCUGCCGCACCACUGGCUGCUCGCCGUCGAGACCAUCUUCUCGGCGCUUGGCAUGUGCUAUAAGGUGGAGGAGGGCCUGAUGGACGCGCUCGCCGGCGCCUUUAGCAGCGGGCCCGCCUUCGCAUACUCGUUCGUCGAGGCGCUGGCGGCCGGCGCCGUCAAUAUGGGCGUACCGUGGCACCUGGCGCGCCCCAUGGCCGCGCAGACGGUACUGGGUGCGGCACGCAUGCUCAUGGAGACCGGCUGUACGGCGUCCGAGCUGCGCGACGAGGCCUCGCCGCCCGGCGGCACCACCUCGGCCGGCCUCAUGACGCUGGAGAAGGAGGGGCUCAAGUACGCCGUGAUGGCGGCCGUGCGCGCCGCCACCGAGCGCUCUCGCCAACUCGGCCGCGACGAGGGCCUUGCCGGCGACCCGCUGCAGUGAGCCGGUCGCGCGCGCCGCCCGGUCCGCCCCCGCGGGCAGCAGUGUCAUGGACGAUGUACGCACCGGAUGUGGAGGGCUGUAACUCACAGCAAGGCGUGAUACAUUAAAGGCGGUGCACCGGCGGAAAAGUGGGGUCCCGGUUGUGUGUUCGUGUGCGUAGAGUGUUGUGUGCGGGAUAAGCAUUCAAGGUCAGUCGUGCUGCCAUUGUUGUUUCGUGUUGCUGUCUUCGCUCAGCUUCAUGGCAGAAAUCCGCGGGUGUCCUAUGCGUUUGGUACGCGUUUGGAUGUCGGUCGUGUGUGGUGCUGUCGUUUCUUCACCCAUUUUGUCGAUGUAAGGGCUGGGAUGCUGCCCGUGUCUGCAAUGCAAUAGGAUCGCAUCGACCCA
Messenger RNA from Pollicipes pollicipes, 2069 nucleotides. RefSeq names its product pyrroline-5-carboxylate reductase 3. Gene Ontology annotation, molecular function: pyrroline-5-carboxylate reductase activity. The record is from RefSeq and is a predicted model, not a curated record. The transcript is spliced from 2 exons. NCBI's taxonomy places the organism in Eukaryota, Metazoa, Arthropoda, Thecostraca, Pollicipedomorpha, Pollicipedidae. Bases 291 to 1685 code for a protein of 464 amino acids. Gene Ontology annotation, biological process: L-proline biosynthetic process.